This is a messenger RNA of Grammomys surdaster, 3876 nucleotides long. RefSeq names its product ectonucleoside triphosphate diphosphohydrolase 7 (gene Entpd7). Gene Ontology annotation, biological process: nucleoside diphosphate catabolic process. Gene Ontology annotation, cellular component: membrane. Bases 185 to 1999 code for a protein of 604 amino acids. Lineage: Eukaryota; Metazoa; Chordata; Mammalia; Rodentia; Muridae. Gene Ontology annotation, molecular function: nucleoside diphosphate phosphatase activity. The record is from RefSeq and is a predicted model, not a curated record. The transcript has 13 exons.
GGGCCUCCUUCCGGCUGUGUUGGGAGCCACGGGGAACGGCUGAGGACCAGGCCAGGCUGUGCAGAGGGACGAGCGAGCCUCGGGAUCCCGCUGCAGCUUUAGGAGAUGCCUGGGACUAGGAGGCCACCCUCUCAGAGCAAAAGAAAACGGAGGUGACAGACGUCGAGACCAUUAAAGGGAACCCAUGGCUAGGAUCAGUUUUUCCUACCUCUGCCCAGCCCCCUGGUACUUCACUGUGCCCACAGUGAGCCCAUUUUUCCGUCAGCGGGUGGCAUUCCUGGGACUCUUUUUUAUACCUUGUCUCCUUUUACUUCUAUUAAUCAUGGAUUUACGACAUUGGGCCACUUCGUUACCACGAGAUAGGCAGUAUGAGAGGUAUUUGGCGCGUGUAGGAGACCUCGAAGCCACCAACACAGAAGACCCAAAUCUGAGUUAUGGACUCGUGGUGGACUGUGGCAGCAGCGGCUCCCGGAUUUUCGUUUACUUCUGGCCAAGGCAUAAUGGGAACCCCCAUGACUUGCUGGACAUCAAACAGAUGAGAGACCGGAACAGCCAGCCUGUGGUUAAGAAAAUAAAGCCAGGGAUCUCCGCAAUGGCAGACACUCCGGAACAUGCUAGCGAUUACCUUCGACCUCUGCUGAGCUUCGCUGCCGCUCACGUGCCCGUGGAGAAGCACAGGGAGACACCACUUUACAUCCUCUGCACAGCGGGCAUGAGGUUGCUUCCCGAGAGGCAGCAGUUGGCUAUCUUGGCAGAUUUAGUGAAAGAUUUGCCGUUGGAGUUUGACUUCCUCUUUUCACAGUCUCAGGCCGAAGUGAUCUCUGGGAAGCAGGAAGGAGUUUAUGCAUGGAUUGGAAUCAACUUUGUUCUGGGAAGAUUUGACCAUGAAGAUGAGUCAGAUGCGGACACUUCCGUGGACUCAGCAUCAGGCCGCAGGAGGACCGUGGGGAUCCUGGACAUGGGAGGGGCCUCUCUCCAAAUCGCCUACGAAGUUCCUACCUCAGCCUCCGUCCUUCCUCCCAAACAGGAAGAAGCUGCCAAGAUCCUGCUGGCUGAGUUCAACCUGGGCUGUGACGUGCAGCACACGGAGCACGUGUACAGAGUUUACGUCACUACCUUUCUGGGCUUUGGGGGCAACUUUGCCCGGCAGCGCUAUGAAGAUCUUGUGCUGAAUGAAACACUUAACAAAAACAGACUUUUGGGCCAGAAGACAGGCCUGAGUCCCGACAAUCCCUUCCUGGACCCCUGCCUGCCUGUGGGCCUCACAGAUGUGGUGGAGAGGAACAGCCAGGUCCUUCACAUCCGAGGAAAGGGAGACUGGGCUACUUGUCGGGCGAUGCUGAGCCCGCUGCUGGCCCGCUCCAACACCAGCCAGGCCUCCCUGAACGGCAUUUACCAGUCCCCAAUCGACUUCAACAACAGCGAGUUCUAUGGCUUCUCGGAGUUCUUCUACUGCACUGAGGACGUGCUGCGCAUCGGUGGCCGCUACCAUGGGCCAACAUUUGCCAAGGCUGCUCAGGAUUACUGUGGCAUGGCUUGGUCGGUGCUAGCCCAGAGAUUCAAGAACGGCCUCUUUUCUCCACAUGCGGAUGAGCAUCGACUCAAGUAUCAGUGUUUUAAGUCAGCUUGGAUGUACGAAGUCCUGCACGAGGGGUUCCACUUCCCCUACGACUACCCAAACCUGCAGACAGCACAGCUGGUGUACGACAGAGAGGUGCAGUGGACGCUGGGAGCAAUUCUGUACAAAACCCGAUUCCUGCCUCUCAGGGACCUCCGGCAGGGAGGAGUCCGGCAAGCCCACGGCAGCUGGUUCCGCCUUUCUUUUGUCUACAACCACUAUCUCUUCUUUGCUUGUACCUUGGUGGUGCUUCUGGCCAUCGUCCUGUACCUUCUGCGCAUCCACAGAAUUCACCGCCGACAAACCCGAGCCUCGGCUCCAUUGGACCUGCUGUGGAUCGAGCAAGUGGUGCCGAUGAUUGGGGUGCAGGUGGGGCCGUGAGGCUGGAGCGGAAGUGGAGGACCUCCAGUUCCUUCGGAUUGCUGCUGCUGUUGCUUACCGAAUUCCUCCACUCUCUCCAGCUGGCCUCCGAUGCUGCUUUGGCCUGCGAAUUUCUACUUUUUUCACUUUAAAUUUCUUUUUGGUGCCCAGGACGGGACCUCUUUCAGAAGCCGCAAUUUAACUUCAAGGAACUAAAUGUCGAGAGGCUGGUGCUAAGCUUAGCCCAAAUGAAGCAUGCUUCUCCUUUAUCUCAGAAAUCUGAUCUAUUUCUGGGACGUAGCAUUUCCCCCCCCUUGCUGAAGCAAGUUUUUGAUUGGGCAACCGGAGGCAUGGUUGAAACCAGUUUGGAUUGACUGCUACAAAGCCAGAGACAUUCCAGCAAGCGCAGUUGCCCCUGUUUUCUCUGUAACAGAGAGAUGCUUAUGUGGAGAUCCACAGCCUUGAAUAGGGACCCGAGAUCUCUGAGGUUCAGUGGACCAGAUUUCAAGGCAACCAAAAUAAUACAACUUCCUUGCUUACUUGACAAGCCAUUGUGGGUGUGCUCCGAAAUCCCUGGCAGUGUUGGUGAUUUUGUUAUAUAGAUCUGAGAGGUUAGAGCGCCUCUGAAAUGAAUGACUUAGUGAAGAUCUGACAGUAUUUGUUCUGAUACUUGGUCUGACCAGUAUAGAAAACAUUUCCAUGUCUAUGUGCCUCACAGGCUGCUUGGGCAGUAAUGUUGCCUUUUGAGCCUUAAGUGUGCUUAUAGAAUGGAGAAGCCGUGAUGGGAUCCGGGGACCUAGGUUUGCCUGUUUCGGGUUACUGUCUCACAGGCAUAUGUUGUGCAGAAGCUUCAAAGUGACUUCCCUCAUUUCACUGCUAAGAUCUUAUGUAUAUUUUGGUAAGGGAUGUUUUUGUUUUGUUUUAAGAAAGAAUAGCAUCAGGAGAGUGGUAGAAUUUGCUCUAUAGACCAGGCUGGCCUCGAACUCAAACUCACAGAGACCUGCAUCUUCCUCCUGAGCACUGGGGAUUAAAGGCGUGAGCCAUCGUGCCUGGCUUAAAGUCAAAAUUCUUACUUUUUUCUUUUCUUUUCUUUUCUUUUCUUUUCUUUCUUUUUCUUUUCUUUUCUUUUUUUUUAGAUGCUUGAAAGACAGCAAAUUCUAAACUUGGAAUAACUAGAUAAAUCUGCCACGGAGCCACCUGGCCACUUUCUGGAUGUCUGUCACAAAUAGCUCUCCCAUUAAUGAGGAGAGGAAAGCCAUAUUCCCGAUGUUCUCACCCACUGCCUCUUGGAAACUGGCUUCUCUGCAGCCAGCCUUUCAUGUAGUCCGUGAUCAUUAGCUCUUCCCUGCCCCCAUGGAUUCCUUUUUAUUUUCUGGAAAAAACCAUGAGGGCCUGCCUGGGAUUGUUCCCAGGGCUGAAGCAGUAGUUUGAUUUUUUUUCUUUUGGGGAGUAAGGCAGGUCUUAUGAGCCCAAUUGUCUAGGUAGACGAGGCCAGCCUUGAACCCCUGAUCUUCCUGCCUCCAUCUCUUUGAAGUGCUGGGUUUAAAGGUACGCGUCACCAGGCCUGGCUCAUUUUCUUUUCAUUUUGCCAAAGCCUUUUAUUUCUAUGGUUAGAAGACAGAAGAAAAAAAGUCUAAAGAAUAAAAAUGAAUUUCUUUGAAAAUAAAUUCCUACUGGGAACAGAAGGAAAUGAGAUGAAUUAUGAAAUAGAGAAAAAAAGUCAAGAUGGUCUUAGGGAUAACCCAAUGUGAGGAUGAAUGUAUUGACUGAGCCAUCAGACAAGUUCUCAAUUAUCAUCAUCUUUUCUCCCUCCUCCUCUUCCUCUUCCCUCCCUCCUCCUCUUCCCCCUUUCUCCUCCCCUCCCUCUUUUUCUUCCUCCUCUCCCUCCCUCCUCCCCC